Molecule: messenger RNA, 1284 nt
Organism: Cajanus cajan (pigeon pea)
Lineage: Eukaryota; Viridiplantae; Streptophyta; Magnoliopsida; Fabales; Fabaceae
Product: Lojap-related protein
Biological process (GO): negative regulation of ribosome biogenesis; negative regulation of translation
Molecular function (GO): ribosomal large subunit binding
Source: RefSeq, a predicted model, not a curated record
GGUAGGAACGAAAAUGAAAUUACAAUAAUAUGGCGACCCGAUUUCGCAUUUCAUUUCCCUAUCUAUUUUGUUUCGUAAAUAUCUCUUUUGCCGCUACAAAUGCUACCAUCAUCCACUGUCCUAUCCCUCGCCGGCGCCGGCGUGCCGGCGACGUUUUCCGGCAAACUGGGUCACCGCGAAUCCAAGUUUGCCGCCAGACCCAGAAAGGUUCUCAAAUGUUCGUGCAUAAAGGGGUUUCCUUUACAUCAACACACCAUCUAUGGUUUGAGUUCGAAGAAGAGAAACUCACUUUCCAGCUUCGCAUUCGGUAAAAAAGCAGAGGAUAGCUUUUUCUCGGAUGUAAAUGAAGACACUGAUGAAAUGUAUGACGACUUAAUUAAUAAUUAUGGAAAAGUGGUAUUUAGUAGAAAAGACAAAAAGCCUGCUAGUGCAGAGAUUGAUGAUGAUGCUGAAAGCCUGUCAUUUGCUGUGGAAUUAGCCACGGUUGCAAGUGAGGUUAAGGCAGGAGAUAUAAAGGUCUUGUUUGUGAAGCCACUUGUUUACUGGACUCGAUUUUUUAUCAUAGCUACUGCAUUUUCUCGUCCCCAGAUUGAUGCUAUCGGGUCCAGAAUUAGAGAUCGAGCUGAGAAGAAAUAUGGAAAAAUUCCAACUGGAGACACAAAACCCAACUCGUGGACCCUGUUGGACUUUGGUGAUGUAGUUGUCCACAUCUUCCUUCCUUCACAGAGAGCUUUCUACAAUUUGGAAGAGUUUUAUGGUAAUGCAACACCAGUAGAGCUUCCUUUUGAAAAUCAACCACCACCAUUUCGCAGUUGACAGCACCUUUGGUUUGUCGGUAAAUGAAAAAACUCGAGAUGAUGUAGACAGUUGAUGAACAGCUUUGAAGGCCAUUAAUCACUGCCAGCUAUGGUUUGUUUGCAUGACUAUGAUGUAAACAUUCCAAUGUGCUUAUCAGCACUUGUCUUUGAGCUUUCAUUCAGCUGGGAUGGGAGUGGAGAAUCAUUCAAUGGGGGAGCAAAAAGGGUACAACAUCAUUGCAUUCAGUAGUUCUUUUCUGGAUGAAUUUGUACAUUAGGGUGGUAAUUCCUCUCAAAAAACUGUAACAAAUGGGAAUAGAGAUAAUUUUUUAUUGUCAUAAAUUUGGUUUCAACUAGUUUAAUAUCAGGUAGUGUUUGUGAAAUCUUGUAUAUUUUUUUCUUCUACAUUUACAACAAAAGAGAAAAGAAGGGGACACAAGAAAACUUUUGAUUCAAAGGAACUUUUUACAGUUUUUUUUUCUUUUUC